AUGUUCAUUGGCCCAAUCUCUCCCGAACCGUUAUUCUGGACUGAGGAUAGUCGCUAUCCGGUCUUCUCUUUUGAGUUUGAUUGGAGAGACCCAGAACAGCUCUCGCAGUACUGUCGGAAUCUCGAGCGACUUCGCGAUGUCUCGUCAAAUUGUCCUCUCGGCUCCGGCUACUCGUUGAUUGUCACUAUCCCUGCCCGCCCUGCUCCUGCGCCACCAAACCAUCGCACUCUUCCCCAAUUCGCUCUUGAAGGUGGUUCUUUGCAGUUGAUCCUAAAGACUGGCCUUCAGAUUGGGCCUGAGUGGUGGGCAAACGUUUGGCUAGUGAAGGUCCAGAAACCUGGAGAGCUCUUCCCUUGGAAAUAUCGUGUUAAAGAUCCUUCCCGUCCGUGCGCCCACAUCCCCACUUGGACGGCAGAGGUUACGACUCAGUGGUUCCGUACUAUUACGGGCACCAUAUGGCAGUUACCGAUGCCGAAUGGCGAACUUGCGUAUGUGCUCUUAUUUGAGUACAUCGAGGGAGAGUCAGUGGAGAAGUGGCGCGAGUCCUACCCUCGUCACCACCGAGAGGGGGACAGUCUUAGUCGCCCGCUUGACCGAGAUUAUCUUCUCAAGGCAAAAACACUAUACAUUUCCAUGCUCCGUGGCUUUAAUCAAAUCAACGAACAGGGCGUCAUUCAUUACGACGUUCAUUCAGCGAACAUGAUUAUAACCAAGGAUUGGCAAAUUGUUGUGAUUGGCUUUCGCAGGGCGUGUAUCCAUGUACCUCUGCAAGAUGCCAAGGAAGGGAGCAAUGCUUUCAAUGCUGUUGAGUCCUUGCUUGCAUGCUGCGAAGAGCACAGAGUAACGUUGCAGAAGUGGUCAGGCACUGAGCUUCCUGAUCGACUGUUAAGGCCUCGACACUUUUACUUUCCGAAUGAUUAA
Molecule: messenger RNA, 921 nt
Organism: Desarmillaria tabescens
Lineage: Eukaryota; Fungi; Basidiomycota; Agaricomycetes; Agaricales; Physalacriaceae
Exons: 4
Coding region: 1-921 (306 amino acids)
Source: RefSeq, a predicted model, not a curated record